Saprolegnia parasitica CBS 223.65 is the source of this 1820-nucleotide messenger RNA. Its product is annotated as TKL/LISK protein kinase. Bases 1 to 1803 code for a protein of 600 amino acids. Gene Ontology annotation, molecular function: protein kinase activity; ATP binding. Gene Ontology annotation, biological process: protein phosphorylation. NCBI's taxonomy places the organism in Eukaryota, Oomycota, Saprolegniomycetes, Saprolegniales, Saprolegniaceae. The transcript is spliced from 3 exons. The record is from RefSeq and is a predicted model, not a curated record.
AUGGGCGGGAACUUGAGCGUCCUCAUCGUCGACACGCCGGUCGACGCCGAAACGGACCCCAGCGCGGACCACACGAGGCGCAUUGCGGAGCUCGAGGCCGAGCUCAAGCACGAACGCGACGACAAAGCUCGCUUGAUUCGCGACCACGAGGGAGAGCUCAAGCGGCUUCGCGACGACAAAGCUCGCUUGAUUCACGACCACGAGGAAGAGCUCCAGCGGCUCCGCGACGUCAUCACAGCAGACCAUGCCAACCUCCGAGACGCGCGCGCGAAGCUUCUGACGCACCAGCGCCUCGGGUCGGUGCCGACAAUCGAGCCGGGCUCGUUUACAAGCCUCGGGAAGGCCGGCGAGUGGCUGCAUCCGUUCGCAGAGCUCACGCCGGGCCGGCUCCAGAACGGCACACUUGUGCUGCGCAUCCAGCUCAAGCCGGCCUUUCAAAACGACGAAAAGGUCGUCUUGCGCUUCAAGCAAACCAUGGCCAUCAUGCAAGCACUCCAAGGCGGCGACGGCUCGCUCCUGCGCAUUGUCGGUGCCAGCCAACGAUCGACCAACGACCCCAUCGCGUACGUCGAGCACGUGACAGGCAUGACGCUCAAGCACUACUUGACCACGAAGCGCGAUGCGUCAUGGCCCGAGAAGCUGCACAUUGCAGUUCAAAUCGCCACAGCGAUUGCGCACAUGCACAACCUCGCCGUGAUGCACCGCGACCUCUCAUGGCUGUGCGUCUACGUGGAGGCGACCGGUCGCGUCAAGGUCUUUCCCGGUCUUAAAAUGCGCGACACCGAACCAAACGGAAAGCUGACGAACGGCGUGACCGAGGCGCGGUGGAGUGCUCCCGAGACACUUGCAACGACCAAGAGCAACGAGCAAGCUCCCGAGACACUUGCGACGACCAAGGGCAACGAGCAAGCUCCCGAGACACUUGCAACGACCAAGGGCAACGAGCAAGGCGCGUCGUACGACGACAAGAUCGACAUCUUUGGCCUAGGGCUGCUCCUCAUUGCAUUCGUCACCCACGACGGCCCCUUCAUGCACAUUCUAAGGCCCAACAACAACCAACCUAUCGACGACGGAUUGCUCUGCACCAGGCUUCAAGACCCUACGCAAGCCCAGACGCUUUUGACCAGCGACUUUGGGCCGUGUCCGUCCAACGAGUACCAAGCACUCGCGUUUGCUUGCAUCCAGUUGGACCCGGACCGUCGGCCCACGGCACCCGAAGUCGUUCGCCGGCUCGAAGCGUUGCUGCAGACGUACGGUGGUCCGAUGACCAUGCCGACCUGCGGCGCGACUGUAAACCUUACGGUGGCCGUGCACAAAACGCUUGGCAUGACUUUCGAGCCGACGUUUGGUUCUUCGUACGCUCUCGAGUGCUUGGUCAGUGUCGACGACGCCAGUCGCAAGCCCGUCAAGCUCGUGAGCCACGCGGAAGAUGCCACGUCGCACGCCUUUGGCCAGGAGACGACGAUCGCAAACAUCGACCCGGUCGAUUGGACGCUCCAACUUGUUUUCAAGACGCCAGGCUUCGAGCCUUUUGCAAGCCUUGGUGGCCGCCGCGUCGGGAAGGCCACGAUGCCGCUCGUCGACUUCCUCGUCACCGAGAAAGGGCGUCUCAGUCUCUCGGCGCCCCGAAGCACGGUCUGCGACAUUUACGGCUACGGCAACGACGGCGGCACGAUCGGCAAAGUGCUCCGAGAACGCCUCGAGGACUACGAAGCGCGUAUCGUCAAGGCCCGCGACGUUCCGGCGGAAAAGCACCGGAAGCGCAACUUGGUGGCGCAAGCGCUCUUGCGCGAUGGGCCGUAGCGGACUCUAUUAUUGAC